AUGUCUGACACAGAGACUAAUAGCUCCACCACAGAGGUAGAACAUUUAGAUCAACCGCCAUCAGUCACCACAAUCAUUGAGUAUUUCGAAUCUGCUUUAAUUGAAUUGGAAUCAACAAAAGAUUAUAUUUCAUAUGCUACUUUAUUAGAUUUUUACUUGUCUGAUCCUUCAAUUUAUAAUGAUGAUGAUAAAAUUUUAAUCUUGAAGAAAUUAUAUGAUAUUUUUUCAAAUGAUAUCAUCUUAUUACAAGAAAUUGGUUGGGAUUUACCUGAAUUAUUCCUAAAUUUUUAUAAUUCAAAUGAAUUUGAUUACCAGGGUUCACUAUUAGAUGAUACUGAAUUAAUUAAAAUUAUAAUGAAAAAUUUUGAAUUAUUGGCAAAAUUUGGUAAUCCAAAGGAAAUUUUCCUUAAAACUACUGAAUUGAUUUCCAGCUUUGCCUUAAAUGAUGAUCCAACAGCUGAUGAGAAAACUUCAAGAAUUCUUGAUGUUAAACUACAUACUUUAGUUGAAUUAAUGUCAACUUCUCUCAAAAGAAUUAAUACUAUUUAUCCUUCAAGAUUCCUUUCAAUGGCUAUAACUUCAUUAUUAAAUAUGGCAAUAACUUAUUUUGAUAAAUUUCUGAACUAUAGAUUUGUUAUUAGAAGAUUAUAUUCAUUUGCAAGAGAUUAUAUUCCACCAUUAAAACCAACAAAUUUCAUGGAAUUACAUAAAAUUAAUGAGCAAGAAGCUUUUAAAAUUGAAUCUGAUGAAAAUUAUUUACAAAGACAAUUAUUAAAAAGUUAUUUAACUCAAAUUUCUGAAUUAUCUUUUAAAAAUGUUGCUUUAGAUUUAUCAUGUGAAUUAUUUAAAUCUUUACAAUUGAAAAAUUCUGGUAUAUUACCACCAACAAAUGAAACUGAUGAAGAAUUAUUUACAAGUUCAAGAGGUUUAUUUUCAAGAGUUACACAAUUAGCAUUAAGUUUUGAUAUUGAUUUAGAAUUAGAAUUUGACCAGUUGAAAAAAUCAUCAAUUGAAAUGUUUUCCAAAAUUGAUUCAAAAUUAUCAAAUGAUGAUAAAAUUCAAGAAUUAUUAAAAAUUUCACUUAAUGAUAAAAUUUCAUACUUGUUUAACCCCAAAAUGGAAAAAAUUCCAAUGAAUCAAGGUGGGUUAUUACUCUUCAUAACUCAAUAUACUAAGGAAAUUUCAAAAUUAUUACCAAUUAAAAUUUAUGAAUCAAUACCAAUUACAAUUAGAUUAAUUUCUCCAGGUUUAAUAUCAUCAAAUUUUCAAAGAUUAGGUAAUUUAGAUUCAAUAAUUUUUUGGAAUUGGGUUUCAAUUGUAAAAUCAACACCUGAAGAUUUCAUAAAAAUUCCAAAUUAUCAAUUAAUUUUAUUUUUACAAAUUUUAAUUUAUUUUGCUUCAACUUUAGAUUCAAAACCUACAUUAAGAAUUGUUAUUUUCACAUUAUUAACAAGAGUAUUAACUAUGAUUGAUGAAUGUAUAAGAUAUGAUUUUUUAAUUGAUACUUUAACAAUGUCACCUUAUCCAAAUUCUAAGAUUGCAAUGAUUCCAAUUUUAAAAGAUUUGAUUUUGAGGGUUAAACCUUUAGACUUGGAAAACAAGGUUCAAAAAGAUGAAUUGGAUUCAUUAUCAUCAGAUCUAAGUAAAACAAAUUUAAAUGAAGGGAAACAACCUCCUCCAUUGCCAAAAAGACAAUUACAUUAUAUUGAAUUGAACCAAUCAAGAAUUGAUGAUAUUUAUACAUUAAUUAGAGAAUCAAUUGAUGAAAAUUUUAUUUCAUCAGAAUCUUCUAAAACUAUUGAAUUAAAUGAAUCAAAUUUUAAAAUUUUAUUAAGUUAUUUAAAUUUAUUAAUUGGUAUUAAUUCAAAAUUCCCAAAAGAUAAGAUUAAAGAAAUUAUUGAGAUUGUCGAAAAGAAAUUAAGUUUAUUAGAUGAUGAUUUAAAAAUUCAAGAUCCAAGUGUUAAUAUUGAUUUUUUAAAAUUAGCUAUUGAUUCAUUAAAGAAAUAG
Hansenula ciferrii is the source of this 2007-nucleotide messenger RNA. RefSeq names its product YAP1-binding protein 1. Gene Ontology annotation, cellular component: cytoplasm. The record is from RefSeq and is a predicted model, not a curated record. NCBI's taxonomy places the organism in Eukaryota, Fungi, Ascomycota, Saccharomycetes, Phaffomycetales, Wickerhamomycetaceae. Gene Ontology annotation, biological process: cellular response to oxidative stress. Bases 1 to 2007 code for a protein of 668 amino acids. The transcript has a single exon.